Messenger RNA from Prunus mume (Japanese apricot), 3689 nucleotides. The record is from RefSeq and is a predicted model, not a curated record. Lineage: Eukaryota; Viridiplantae; Streptophyta; Magnoliopsida; Rosales; Rosaceae.
GUGUAGGAACCCAAAAGCCUUAAUUUUCACUCUCAUUUGAGAAACCAGAAAGUAGUGAAUGCAUUUUUUCAGAUUUUCCCAGGCCUGAGGGAAGCUUGUUUUCAUCAAUGGCCCUUGUUAGAGCUCAAGAUGCCUCCUCUUCCGAGAAUUUUCCUUGUCGUUACGACGUGUUCUUGAGUUUCAGAGGUGAAGACACUCGCAAAACUUUUACCGACCACCUCUAUACUGCCUUCGUCAACUCAGGGAUUCACACUUUCCGAGACGACGAUGAACUAGAGAGAGGAGAAAAUAUCAAGCCAGGACUGCAGGAAGCAAUCCAAGAAUCGCGAAGUUCUGUCAUUGUGUUUUCGAAAGACUACGCGUCAUCCAAAUGGUGCCUUGACGAGCUUGUGUUGAUCCUUGAACGCAAGAGGAUCUCAGGCCAUGUAGUUUUACCUGUCUUCUAUGACGUUGAUCCAUCUGAGGUGAGGAAGCAGACAGGAAGUUUAGAAAAAGCAUUUGCUGGACACCAAAAAAAUCGAUCUUUGAACAAGGACAAGGUAAAUGUAUGGAAGGCAGCACUUACAGAAGCUGCUAAUCUAGGAGGCAUGGUCUUACAAAACGAAGCUGAUGGGCAUGAGUCAAAGUUUAUCAACAAAAUUGUUAAAGUGAUUGAAGGCAAGCUAAGACGCAACCCCUUAAGUGUUGCUCCUUACCUGAUUGGAAUGGAUCAUCGAGUAAAAGAAAUUAAUUUAUGGUUACAGGAUGGAUCAUCCGAUGUUGGAAUAUUGGUGGUUUAUGGGAUUGGCGGAAUAGGGAAGACCACUAUCGCUCAAGUUGUUUAUAAUUCAAACUUUAAAAGAUUUAAAGGAAGCAGUUUCCUUGAAAACAUCAGAGAAAUUUCUGAAGGGCGCAACGGCUUGGUUCAAAUGCAAAUACAACUUCUCUCUGAUAUUUUGAAUGGGAGAGAAGUGACAGUACGAAGUGUCAGUGAAGGAAUACUUAAGAUUAAAGAUGUCAUAAGUUGUAAGAAGGUUCUUCUUGUUCUCGACGAUGUAGAUCAUUUGAGCCAAUUUGAUGCAAUACUUAGAAUGCGAGAUUGUUUUUAUCCUGGGAGUAAAAUCAUUGUAACAACUAGAUGUGCAGGGUUGUUCAAGGCUGAGGUUGUUAAGGUGCAUAACGUUGACACUUUUAAUCAUGAUGAAUCAUUGGAGCUCUUUAGUUGGCAUGCUUUUGGACAGGACCAUCCCAUUGAAGGUUACACGAAACUUUCGGAAAAGGUUGUAAGCCAGAGCGGAGGACUUCCAUUAGCUCUUAAAACUUUGGGUUCUUCACUAUCAGGGCAAAGUAUAGCUGUAUGGGAAAGUGCAUUAAAGAAAUUGGAAGUUAUUCCAAACGGUGACAUCAUGAAUAAGCUCAAAAUAAGCUAUGACUCUUUACAAGAUAACCAUGACCAGGACUUAUUUCUCCAUGUUGCAUGUUUCUUCAUUGGAAAGGACAAGGAUGUCACUGUGAAAAUACUGAAUGGAUGUGAUUUCUAUACGACUGUCGGCAUUCAAAAUCUCAUUGAUAUAUGUCUGGUAACCAUAGAUGGAGAUAAUAAGUUGAGGAUGCAUCAAAUGAUUCGUGAUAUGGGAAGAGAAAUUGUUCGCCUUGAAUCAAAGGAGCCUGAAAAACGCAGCAGAUUAUGGUAUCGUAAGGAUUCUCUCAGUGUAUUGAGAGAAAAGAAUGGUUCAAAAAAAAUUGGUGGUCUUGCCCUGCAUAUGUACCAUGUAGAAACUCCUUCAGGAAAUUCAAAUAAGGUAGUCUUGGAAACCAAUGCAUUUACAAGGAUGGUGAAACUAAGAUUACUCCAGCUGAGUUAUGUACAACUCAAUGGAGAUUAUGAAGAAUUUCCUAAAGGAUUGAGAUGGUUGUAUUGGCUUGAGUUCCCCUUAGACUCUAUACCCUCUGAUUUUCGUUUGGAGAGCCUGGUUGUUCUUGAAAUGCACGACAGUAGCUUAAGAAAAAUAUGGAAGGGAACAAAGUUUCUUCAAUCAUUAAAGAUUCUUGAUCUCAGUGGUUCCUGUAUCCUCACUGAAACUGGUGACUUCUCAUUGGUCCCCAAUCUUGAGAGGUUGAUUCUUGAAGAUUGUGUAAGCUUGGUUGAUGUCCAUGAGUCCAUUGGAAACCUAGAGAAACUUGUGCACCUGAAUAUGAAAAAUUGCAAAAAUAUUAGGAAGCUUCCAAAGAGAAUUUCUAUGCUAAAAUCACUUGAAACUCUCAUUUUAUCUGGUUGCUCCAGUCUUAAUGAGUUCCCAAUGGAGAUGGGGGAAAUGGAAUCUCUAGAAGUGUUUAAAGCAGAUGAUAUUCCAAUAGGUCAACUACCCACUUUACCCUACACUUUAGUUGUUUUAAGUCUUAUAAACUGCAAUCUUUCUGAUGAUGCUUUUCCAAGGGAAUUUGAUAGCAUACCCGCAUUGCAGAGAUUGGAUUUAAGUCAAAAUCCGAUUUGUAGCUUACCGCAUUGCAUCAGAGGCCUUACAGGACUCGAUCAACUUGCGUUUGGCCAGUGUACGAGGCUCAAAUCGCUUGUAGGGCUACCAAGAGUAAAAAUGUUGAUCGUAAUCCGUUGUGACUCAUUGGAAAAAGUAGCUUUUCAAUCCAUUUCUUGUAUACCAGGGAGGUUUAUCAGUGGCUUCACCUCGAAACUUGUUGAGAUAGAGUAUUGGUACAAGUUAGAACCCAUUGGAAGAGUUGAUGCAGAAAUGAGAAACCUUUUGGGCUUGUGCAACUUGGAAUCUAUGGAAGCCAUUAGGCUGUACACUCCAGAUUGGCUCUCUUCAGCGGCUGGGACAAUGCGUCCCAUACAGGGACUGCAUGAAUAUGGUAUAUUCAGCACAUUUCUUCCGGGAAGCCAUGUUCCUGGCCAGUUCAGCAAUAAAAGUAAAGGGUCCUCGAUAUCUUUUAUUGUGCCUGUAAUUCCUAUUCUGAAGAUUAGAGGCUUGAACAUCUUCUCUGUCUAUGAAAAUUCCAUCUUGACGAAUCGGUUUUGUACGAUAAUGAGUCCAGUAAUUGCCAAAGUCACUAAUAAAAGCAAGGGUCUGAAGUGGAUAUAUGCCCCAGCAUGCUAUGGUGUUCCAGAUGGCGAUAACGGCGUGAUCUGGUUAAGCCAUUGGAAGUUGGGGGAUCAUCAAUUGGAAGGUGGGGAUGAGGUGACUGUUUCAGUAUUUACGCAACAUUCGUUUCAGGUCACAGAAUGCGGUGUCCAGCUUGUGCACGAGCAGGAAGACAAGGGUGCUCAGCACAACUCUGCAGAUCCUUGUUAUCCAUUUGACAUUGGUGGGAGCUUGCCAGAAUUUAUUCCAGGAACAUACUUGAUGUGGGGCGGACCCGUAAAUGGAGAUGGUAGGGAUUAUGUUUUCAGCUGGACAAAGGAAGAUUGGUUUAAAGGCAUCUUUGGAGACUCUAAUGAAGAAACUGGUAUAGAGAAAGAAGAAAGGAAGCUACAGGGUGAUGAGUCGCUUGCACUUGCAGAAGCAACAGCAGUAAGAUUAGUAGAAGCAGAGAGGGCAAGCAAUAACAGCCGUCGCAGAGGCUGCAAGAUUAUCAUUAUAUUGGCCGCUGUCUUCGUUCUUUUACUUUCUCUACUACUCUCUCCCUCUGAAUGAUUGUGAUUGAUUAGCCUUGGUGGUUUUUUAAUUUAUAUUUUUGUUAAUUUGGUGAUUAAU